Molecule: messenger RNA, 1212 nt
Organism: Trichobilharzia szidati
Lineage: Eukaryota; Metazoa; Platyhelminthes; Trematoda; Strigeidida; Schistosomatidae
Source: the annotation of a GenBank genome assembly
AUGAAGCCAAAUGAAAUGGAAUUACGUUUACUAAAUGAAAUAAUAAAUUUACAUGAUAAAUUGCAGAAUGCUAGAAUUAAAUCUCAUGAAGUUAGUUUACUUCGUCAAGCAGUUGAAGCGAAUUUACAGCAGAUAACAAAUUUACCAAUGUUGACUGUAGUACACAAUUUGAAAGCUCACACAAACAGGGUUCAUGACAUUGUCUGGGUGCCAAAUGACAGGUAUGUAUUGACUGUAGGCUCAGAAGGCUGCAUCGUUAUCUGGGAUCCGAAAGUUGGCUUAAUUCACAAUGUUUAUGAUGCAUCAAAAAUACAACCAAUUACUGUUGCUGCUACAAAUGAUGCCCAGAGUUUAUUUUGUGGUGGUCUUUGUGCUACUGUUGUAUUAGCUAAUAAAAUUGAACAGCCUCCAGAAGAUGGUUAUUCAUAUUAUGAUUCAAAAUCAGUUUAUGAGCAUAGCGGGCAAAUUAACUGCAUUCUAUGCAUGAAUGAUACCCACUUAUUAACAUGUUCGGUAGGCGAUGGUGCAUUAAUCUGGGAUAUUGAGAGAGUUAAAGUGAUUGGUCGAUAUUCACACAGGACAGCACAGGUAACAACUGCAUGCUUUCUACAUGAUGACAGUUCAACAUUUCUGACUGCUGAUGAAGAAGGGGUAAUACAUCAUUGGGAUAUUAGAAAAUCUGAUAAUUCUGUAUUAUGUUUUGAAGGGCAUCAAGCUGAUGUGAACUGUAUUAAAUCAUUGCCUAAUGGAUAUAAUUUUGUUACUGGUUCGGAGGAUACAUUUAUCCAUUUGUAUGAUAUACGCACAGAUAUAAUUAUUGCUAAAUAUCGUGAUAAACAGGCUAGACCGAUUACAUCAUCUGGUGAUAAUGAAGUAACCAUGGUAUCCUCUGGUUUACAACCGACAACACUAGCCUAUGCGGCAUCGCCUAUGACACAGGCAACAUCAUUCAUGAACUAUUCAGAUAGUAAUCAGCGUCAGUACAUACCAGCUGUCAAUGAUUUAGCUGUGUCAAGUUCUGGACGAUUAGUUAUUAGUGGUUGUAACGAUUGGAAUAUUUAUUAUUGGGAUUUAUCACGUUCUGAUAAGUGUGUACGUUACGAUACAGAGAUAGGACCGGUUAUGAAAGUAGCAAUGUCGAAUAAAAGAAACGCACUAGCCAUGAUGACUUGGGAUCCUAAGGUGAAAAUUAAUAUUAUGCGACCAAGAUAA